UGGCUCGUUCCACUCGAUCAGCCUUCAUCGCAUCUUCAUCCAUUCUUACAUCAAUUGGUAUCCCAAGCUAAAGAGUCUGCGUAUAGAAUCUAGCUAGCGAUCCACGAUGAAGCUCUCAUCCUUCUCUCUUCUCCCCUUGGCCCUUCUACCGUCUAUCAACGCCUCCUUCGCCACCGACAUCUUUAGCUAUGCCAAUUCUUUGGUAUCUUCGCAAUCGGGAGAAGAGGCCAGAAUGCAUUCGCAGAUGAGCAAGGAUGGGCCGAUUAGUAUCAUGGAUUCCUGGACAUGGACAAAUUGCGGGACAGCAGCGGAUGUAGUCCAAUUGAAGAGCAUUAAAGUCUCACCUGAUCCUCCUGUUCCCGGAAAGAACUUGACAGUGACUGUCGAUGCCGAAGUCCUCCAAGUCAUCGAGGACGGAGCCUAUGUCGAUGUGACGGUCAAGUUGGGUCUCAUCAAAUUACUACAGAAGGAAUUCGAUGUCUGUGAAGAAGCCAAGAACGCCAACGCGACUGUCCAAUGUCCAGUCCAAAAGGGACCGUACUCCGUAUCGCAAACUGUCGAACUGCCUAAAGAGAUCCCUAAAGCCAAAUUCUCCGUCGCCGUUCGAGGCUUCACUGUCGAUGAUGAGGAUAUGGUCUGUCUCGAUCUCCUCGUUGACUUUAUGAAGCGUCCUGGUAGCGUUUAGAUGGUAUUGUGAGGUAUAUCAUCAACGUGUCCGACUACGACUGGAGCGACUCGGAUUCACUGAAGAACGGUUCUCAUAGCAUUGAAUAGGAAGGAUAUUUCGCAUGUAUGACAAUGGCAUUAGGCAUUAAGAGUGUCAGACGCGA
Kockovaella imperatae is the source of this 830-nucleotide messenger RNA. RefSeq names its product ML domain-domain-containing protein. Gene Ontology annotation, molecular function: sterol binding. The record is from RefSeq and is a predicted model, not a curated record. The coding region runs from base 107 to 685 and encodes 192 amino acids. The transcript is spliced from 6 exons. Gene Ontology annotation, biological process: intracellular sterol transport. Lineage: Eukaryota; Fungi; Basidiomycota; Tremellomycetes; Tremellales; Cuniculitremaceae.